Perca flavescens (yellow perch) is the source of this 871-nucleotide messenger RNA. RefSeq names its product receptor accessory protein 6 (gene reep6). NCBI's taxonomy places the organism in Eukaryota, Metazoa, Chordata, Actinopteri, Perciformes, Percidae. The transcript is spliced from 8 exons. The record is from RefSeq and is a predicted model, not a curated record. The coding region runs from base 226 to 831 and encodes 201 amino acids.
AGGACCUGACUGAGGACCUGAUUGAGGACCUGACUGAGGACCUGAUUGAGGACCAUGGGCCUGCGGGAUGUCCUGUCGUCCAUCAGAGACCGAGUCGAUAAGUUUCUGAACGAGAAGAACAUGGUGACGGAGGUCCUGGGGAAGCUGGAGGAGAAGACCGGGAUCAAGAAGAAGAUCAUCGUAGUCGGUGAGGAGAUGGAGGGAUUGGUCCCCUGAUGUCUCAGAAUGAUAAACAGGAGCAGCCUUGUUCCUUAUGGAGACGCCAACAGAGACAGUGCUGUCUCGCUGACUGGACUCUACCUGAUGUACGGAUAUGGAGCCGCUCUCAUCUGCAACAUGAUCGGGUUUGUCUACCCAGCUUAUUAUUCAGUCAAAGCCAUCGAAAGUCCGAGCAAAGAAGACGACACCAAAUGGCUGACGUACUGGGUGGUGUACGGUGUCUUCAGCCUGGGAGAGUUCUUCUCCGACAUUUUCCUCUACUGGUUCCCCUUCUACUACGCCUUUAAGUGUCUCUUCCUGUUGUGGUGCAUGGCUCCGGUGUCGUGGAACGGCUCCCAGAUAAUCUACGAUAAAGUGGUCCGGCCCAUCUUCCUCCGCCACGAGGCCACGGUGGACAACAUGGUGAGCGACCUCGGCGGCAGAGCCAUGAACGCAGCCGAGAACCUCACCAGAGAAGUCCUGUGCCAUCUGGUGAAGAACAAAGCCCUGGUGACUCCGGGGCCGUCGGCCAAUCAGCAGGAAGCUAUCAGUUUACCGAGUUCCUCGGCGGCUCGAGUCGCUCCAUCAGAGCCGAGCAUAGAAGAAGAAGAACGGCCGCCUUUCCUGGGUUGACCGGUACGUCCUUCAGAUAGCAGUGGAGGAAGAGGAGGAG